AUGGCCUCAUCCGAAAGCGAAGAUGAUGAGGAUGAUCUUGACCUUGAUCCUCCCAACCCGCAGCCUCGUGCCCGUGCCCGUGCCAAAUCGCCCCCGUUGAAAAUAAUGCGACGCAGCUCAACUCCUGAAGUUCUGGACCUGACCUUAUCUCCUCCGACCGCUGCCUACUCGUCUGAUGCAUCAACAUCUGCCCCUAUCAAACGACGGAACAAGCGCAAAGCCUCCCCGCCUGGGCCUCAGCGUCUAGACUGGGAUGAUGAUGGCAUUGAUGGAGAAGAUGAUUUCGAGAAAUAUGAAACAUUCAAAGCUGGUGCUCGGAAACGAGCCCAGCAAUCGGCUAUAAGAGCACGAAAGCUCGAUCAAAAGAAUAAUCCUCCUCCCCGGUCGAGAACGGCCGGCGCCACCACUGGUGUCGGCCGCCAGUCCAAUCGCCAAAAACGCAGCAAGCUACGUGAGUAUGGGGAUGAGUCUAACCCCGACGAAGAUUUAAUGGAAUGGACCACACCGGCGUAUUUUCGAGAUCGGAGAGCUCGCUUUGACUCAAGAACGGAGAAAUUGAAACAAGGCGGUCUAUUGUUACCGCCAUCCUACAGUGACAUUGAAUUUUCCGAUGAUGAAAACCUCCAGGCUUUGGCAGAAAGGCCCGACUUUCCUCCGUCCACUGCGACCAAUGAGUACAAGAACAUUGAAUUACCAUACUCUUUGGGACUCAUUCCCGCCUCCAUUGCCCAAUUUCUCCGAGGCUACCAGAUUGCAGGUACUUCAUUCCUUCAUGAACUGUUCGUCUAUCAGAAAGGUGGCAUUCUAGGCGAUGACAUGGGCUUAGGCAAGACAGUUCAAGUGAUUGCAUUCUUGACUGCGGCCUAUGGCAAGACCGGCGAUGAAAGAGACCACAAAAGAAUGAGAAAAAUGCGCAAAGCGCAAAAGUGGUAUCCGAGAACUUUGAUUAUUUGUCCAGGUACUCUAAUGGAGAAUUGGAGAGAUGAAUUCCGUCGUUGGGGCUGGUGGCAUACUGACCUCUACCACGGAGGUGUGCGCCAAAGAAGUGAAGUUUUCGAAAUAGCCCGAGCCGGUAUGCUUGAGGUCAUGAUCACCACCUACCAUACAUAUCGAGCCAAUAUCAACGAAAUCAACAUGAUUCAAUGGGAUUGUGUGAUUGCGGACGAAUGCCACACCGUCAAAGAAAGACGAUCGGACACCAGCAAAGCCAUGAACGAUCUUAAUGCAUUGUGCCGGAUUGGCUUAACCGGAACUGCGAUACAAAACAAGUAUGAAGAGCUCUGGACGCUUCUCAACUGGACUAAUCCAGGCAAACUGGGUCCGAUUUCCACUUGGAAGACAUCUGUGUGUGAGCCCCUGAAGCUAGGUCAGAGUCACGAUGCCACCAACUAUCAACUGGCCCGGGCAAGAAAGACAGCCAAACUGCUCAGGGACAAUCUUCUACCACAGUUCUUCUUGAGAAGAACCAAGGAAAUCAUCAAACAUCAGCUGCCCAAGAAAUCUGAUCGAGUCGUCUUUUGCCCUCUGACUCCCACCCAAGCGGAAGCAUAUCAGAAUUAUCUCGAUAGCGAGGUGGUUGACUAUAUCAAGAACAAUAAUGAUCCCUGUAUGUGCGGGUCGGGCAAGAAGGCUGGGUGGUGCUGUCGUGUCCUUCUCUCUGACGGGACACCAUGGCAGUCGAUGGUAUUUCCUGCAAUGGCGAAUCUUCACCACCUGUCAAAUCAUCUCGCCCUCUUGAUCCCUCAAAGCAGUGACAACAACGACAAGCAAGCAAAGGACCUAGAGGUGCUCCAAAUAAUCAUGCCUGGGCGGUGGAAAGAGAUCUAUCGGAACCGAGAUAGCAUCAUGCAUACUGGAAAUCCCGAGUUCUGCGGCAAAUGGCGAGUGCUGAGAAAAUUACUCAGCUUUUGGCAUGAUCAAGGCGAGAACAAGGUGUUGAUCUUUUCUCAUAGUGUUCGGCUGCUGAAAAUGCUCCAGAACCUCUUCAUCAGUACGAAAUACAAUGUCAAAUAUCUCGACGGGAGUAUGCAGUACGAAGAACGAUACGCUGCCGUUCAGGAGUUCAACACCGACUCAACACAAUUUGUGUUCUUGAUCAGUACAAAAGCUGGGGGGGUGGGAUUGAACAUCACGUCAGCUAACAAGGUUGUAGUGGUCGAUCCGAACUGGAAUCCCAGCUAUGAUCUUCAGGCCCAGGAUCGUGCAUAUCGGAUUGGACAGACUCGAGAUGUAGAGGUAUUCCGACUGAUCAGCCAAGGAACACUAGAGGAAAUCAUAUAUGCCCGACAGAUCUACAAGCAGCAGCAAGCCAACAUCGGCUACAGUGCUACCACAGAGCGACGGUACUUUCAAGGCGUUCAAGGGCGAAAGGAUCAGAAAGGAGAAAUAUUUGGGCUCAAAAAUAUGUUUGCGUACCAGAACGAGCACACAGUGCUUCGUGACAUUGUCAACAAAACAAACAUUGCCGAGUCUCGAGCAGACAUCAAAGUCGCACUCCUUGAACUCGAUGGAGAGGAGGCAGAUUCCAAUCAAGUCAAGGAUGAAGACGACAUCACCAACAGGAUCAAACGGGAACCAGAAACCGAAAACGCAGCCAUGUCACAGCUUGCCGCAGAAAUUACCGGCGAGGCUGAUAAGGUCCGUACACGGAGUAAGACUCCGUUUCGACACGAUGGAAAGGUGGCAGGGAAACACGAUCCCGUCCAAGCGAUCCUAUCGAGUGCUGGGGUGUCCUACACCCACGAGAACAGUGAGGUGGUAGGGCCGAGCAAGGUCGAAGCUCUGCUUUCCAAACGUGCUGAAGAAUAUGCCGAGGGGCGGUAUGAUGGCGGGACACAAGAACAGCUCUCCAAAGUCUUUGAGGAUGAUUCACACGGACAUGACCAGCUUGAAGCUUAUACCCAUUCAGGGGAGUUUAGUGGCAUUACAACUCCCGGUGGCGAGAUUCGAUACAAGUACCGACCCCCAGAAGCCGUGAUGAAGAGACAAUUCUGUAGUAUGGCAGAUUGGGCAGGGUAUGGAGACGAUGUCGUGGCAUUUGCUCUGGUCGUUGAGAGCUGGACCCAGGCGCAGAGGAGAGAGUGUCUUGAGCGGUUCUAUCGUUUCAGACGCGAUGUUCUGGAGGAACUUGCUGUGGGUGGCGCAGAGGUGGCCGCUCCAAGAGUGUCGUCAAGCGACAUUAAAUCAGAACCCCAAUCACGGAUCAAAUCAGAGUGGAAAUCUGAGGGCGAGGACGUCAAAAAGUUCAAGGCUGAGACACAUGCUGCGUCAAGCCCUGAGGUCAAGACGGAAGUAAAGGUGGAGGACACUAAAUUAGUUGUGAAGAACGAGAGUGAUGUGGAAACGGUGAGCGAGGAUGAGGAUGACGAACUAUGA
Exophiala mesophila is the source of this 3375-nucleotide messenger RNA. RefSeq lists its product as uncharacterized. NCBI's taxonomy places the organism in Eukaryota, Fungi, Ascomycota, Eurotiomycetes, Chaetothyriales, Herpotrichiellaceae. Gene Ontology annotation, molecular function: ATP-dependent chromatin remodeler activity; ATP binding. The transcript has a single exon. Bases 1 to 3375 code for a protein of 1124 amino acids. The record is from RefSeq and is a predicted model, not a curated record.